ACUUACAUUCAAAUGUACAUACAUUAAUCUUAGAUUAAUGUGUUUCUUAUUUUACUAUUACUCUUUUCUAUUAUUACUUUCAGAGAAUUCAAGAAUUAUAAAAAAAAGAAUAAGUUAAAUCUCGAGAUUAAAAUAGCUCAUUUAUCAAGCAUUAAUCUCUACUCUCUGAAAUAACUUGUCUAUACAAAGAUAUAUCUAUUUCAGUCAAUCUUGUGAAAAUGCUACAAAUGGAAAAAUUCAAGGAUAUUUUGACAAGGUCUACAAUUCCAGCAAGGAGUAAGAGUAACAAUUGACCAAUUAAAAACCAGAAGUAAACAAAAUUGGCAAAUCUCAUUUCAUAUUUUUUAUUUCUUACUCCUACUCCAUUACUCCUGCUGACAUUGUAGACCUUGCAGUUAAAAAUGAUCGAAAUUUAAAAACUGCAAGGUUUAUUUUUUUUUAAUUAACAAAAAACUUGGUUAUAAUUAAAUACUCGAAUUUUAAUUUUGAAACCAACUACAAGGAACAAAACGACAAUUUAUUUUAUAAAUGAUUGGAAUGCUAUGGUAUAACGACUUUCGGACACCCCGUACAUUAUAUACAGUGUCGCGACUAUAAAUCGUAAUCGUGGCCACGGGCGGAACAGGCCGACACAUCGCUCGCGUAUAGACGCUUCAUCACCGCCCAAUCGUUUCAUUAAGUAAACAAUGCACGCGAAGGUCAUCGUUCUUGUAAACGGAAGUCGCGAGAAGAAAAGCAAACUAUCAGAAGACGAAGCUGCGAUUUCAGAUAUGACGUUGCCCGCCCACGCUUCUUUUUUAGGAGACAAAAGCGUGCAGCACCUUCGAUAGAAGGUUGUUUCGCGUAACGGAGCUCUCGCCAAGCACGUUCGUUAAACGUACUGACUCAUACUGACCGAUUGGGGUUCGCAUUGUCAACCAUUGUUAACCGGCAGACAACUGGUGUCAAAGCUACCUAGUAACAGAUAUCUAGGUGUAUCAGUACUAUCAAUGUGUGCGUGCCAUGUGCACGAUAUGUCAGCGUGUGCUCUCUCUCUCCCUCCCUCUCGGCUGCGCGGGCGGACGGAAAUUUAAAAAAUACGCACCUCAUUAACGAUGUCGAGAGAUUAACUUCGGCUCUUAUCAGUAUCACGCCGAUGUAACUGGCGAUUACUUCUCGUUGCGAACAAGGAAACUCACACGCAUUUACAACGGUCUUGGCUGAGUUUCAGAUUCUUCGGGUGUCAUUGAUGAUUGUUUAUUGAAGUGAAUUUUGGAAUACUAUCUUGUGAGGAUGGGUCAAUCCACAGAAGGCAAUAAUGGUAACAAUGACAAACAAACUGAAAGUAAUGCACAGUCAAAACAUAAUGAAAGAUCUUUAGGAGAAGACAAGCAACAACAAUCUCUGCUACCAAAGGCAAGUAGCAGUACAGCGAAACAAGUUAGGGAAUACAGCCCAAGGUCUGGGAUGAAAAAGUAUAAUCAUGCUUUAAGAAAUUUGAUACCAAUACGGUACCAGAACCAGAAGGAGGAACAUUUAUCUGCAGAUAAUGCUGGGUUAUUUUCUUAUGUAUAUAUAACAUGGAUGACACCGUACUUAUGGAAAGCGUACAAAAAAGGUCUUACAUUGAAGGAUUUACCAGACAUUUCGGUAUAUGAUACCUGCGAAUACAAUGCACUCAGACUUGACAUACUUUGGCAGCAGGAGUUAAGUCAAAAUGGUCCCAAUGCAGCAUCCUUUUCUGCAGUGGCAUGGAGAUUUGUACGCACACGAGUUUGUGUAUCAUGCUUUUUGCUGACGUGCUCUCUUAUUUUUGGAUUUAUAAGUCCUACUAUAUUAAUGAGGAAAAUAUUGGAGCAUGUGGAGUCUUCGGAAGAGAACUUUUGGGAUGGUAUCAAGUGGGUUUUUCUAUUGACGAUUUGCGAUUCCUUGCGAGCUUUCUUCUUCACUUGGACAUGGAAUAUGAAUUACAAGACUGGACUGCGAUUAAAGUCGGCUUGCACAGCUCUAUUGUAUAAGAAGAUUUUGAGACUAAAUAACCUCGGUUCUAAAAGUACAGGAGAAAUAAUUAAUUUAUUUUGCAACGACAGUCAAAGACUUUUUGAUGUGAUCAUUUAUGGUCCAAUGAUUAUCGGUGGGCCGAUAGUUAUAAGUUGCGGUAUAAUUUACAUAUUGUGGUUAUUUAGUCCCAUUGCUCUCGUAGGAAUGGUAGCUUUUCUUUCGUUUUAUCCGUGUCAAUACUUUAUUUCUCGCGCGACUGGCUACUUUCGCUCGAAAUCAGUAAAUAUUACGGACGCUCGAGUACGACUCAUGAGUGAGGUCCUAGAAUGCAUAAAGUUAAUUAAGAUGUAUUCCUGGGAGAAUUAUUUUAGCCAGAAACUUCUUGCCACACGUAAGAAGGAAGAACGAUGGCUCCAUAAGACAGCGUAUUUUCAAAGCCUUAGCAUCUCUCUAACACCCGCUAUACCUGUGAUAUCCGCGAUCAUCACGUUUUUAGCACAUGUUGCCUCGGGUAGUGGAUUAACAGUCGCACAGGCUUUCCCAAUGACCACAUUAUUUGGAAAUUUGCUUAGACUGGCACUCACGUCACUUAAGGAUACUACGCGAUAUUAUAUCAGCGCUCUCAUAGCUCUUAGAAGAUUCAAGGUGUUUCCCUUCGUAUCGGUGCUCAAUGCUCAAAUUCGUACUUCUUUCAUGUUUUUACAAGUGGCCUUAAUUAAUAUUGCCGCAGUAAAGAUAACUUUUGGCAGAAUAAAGAGUGUGUUGCUGCUGAACGAGGACAAUUGCCAGGCAUCGAAACCCAUUGUGAGAUCGCAAGCAGUUGCCAUUGCUAAUGGUACCUUUGUUUGCGAUAGCAUGAAGCUUCAAACCGAUGCAUCAAUCAAUACUAAAAAAAAAAAAAAAUCACCAUUGGACAAUCCACUGGAAUUGGAGAAUCUGAAUCAACCAAUGCAGGAAACUAAAUACGUCGAGGUUCUUAGCGAUGUGCAUUUCGGAGCACCUAAAGGAAAAUUAGUCGGUAUCUGCGGCCACGUAGGCAGUGGCAAAUCCAGUCUGCUGCUGGCAGCUCUGGGACAACUGAGAAUGACGAAAGGACACAUCCUAAGGGAGGGCACUUGCGCCUACGUUAGCCAGCAAGCAUGGAUUGUGAACGGUACUUUGAAAGAGAACAUCCUAUUUGGCGAGGAGUUUGAUGCCAAACGUUAUUAUCACACGAUUACAAUUUGUAACCUGAAGGAGGAUAUAAAUAUGCUACCGGGAGGAGAUGACACCGAAAUUGGCGAAAGAGGUGUCAAUCUGUCUGGAGGGCAGAAACAGAGAGUUGCGCUUGCGCGAGCGUAUUAUGCCAGUCGGGACAUUUAUUUCCUCGAUGAUCCUUUGAGCGCGGUUGAUGCAUACGUCGGCUCGUAUAUAUUUGAAAAAUUGAUCCUUGAAGCUCUUAGGAACAAAUCCGUUCUUUUCGUGACACAUAACAUUCAGUUUUUAAAACGUUGUGAUGAAAUUUACAUGAUGAACGCGGGCAAGAUCGUAGAGCACGGAACUCACGAAGAUCUUAUGCGACUCGAUAGGGAAUACGCCUCGAUGGUAAAGAAUAGUACAGUUGCAAUGGAAGAUAAUUUGUCAGUUGUUAAAUCUUUGGGAGCGAGAAGUACCAAUAAUUCAGAAGUGCAAAAGGCGGAAUCUGCGCACAAAGAAAAUUAUGGAAAAGAGAAAGGUACAUACAAAGGAGCAACUUUAACAGUAGUAGAGAAAGCUGAAACUGGAUCCGUCAAGUUGUAUACUUAUCACACAUAUAUACAAGCUUCUGGUGGUUACUUGAUCGCUUUUCUCGUAUUUUUUACGUUUUUCUUGAACGUAGGUAGUUCAGCUUUCAGUACUUGGUGGCUUGCCGUAUGGAUUAAAGCUGGCGGAGGCAAUGUGACUGUGCCAGAAAGUAACAGUACUAUAUAUUCGGAGAAUAUAAACGCUAAUCCUGACUUCUCGUUUUAUCGAGAUGUAUAUGGUGCUUGCAUCGCUGGUAUAUUAUUGACAAGUUUUAUUCGCGGGUUAGUCAUUAUGUUUGCCACAAUAAAAGCCUCGACUACAUUGCACAACACAUUUCUUGGCAAAAUCAUUAGUUCUCCGUUGAGUUUCUUUGAGACUACUCCAAGUGGUAGAAUACAGAACGUUUUCAGUCGAGAUAUAGACGAAAUUGAUAACUACUUACCCAUAUCGAUAGAACACAUAGUGCAAAAUAUUUUUACUUGUAGUUUUGCUAUUUUCUUUAUCUGCGGUAUAUUGCCCUGGUUUUCAUUACCAUUACUCUUGUUUGGUACAUUGUUCUUCUUUGUUGGUAAAUUGUUUAGAAUAGGAAUGAGGGAUUUGAAGAGAAUGGAAAAUGUGUCACGAUCACCCGUUUUGAGUUUUGUCACAACAACAAUCCAAGGUUUAAGCACAAUUCAUGCAUUUCAAAAGGAGAAGAAUUUCUUGUAUAGGUUCGAAGAAUUGUUCAACACGAAUAAUUUAUGCCAACAUCUGUGCCAAGCCGCGAUGAGAUGGUCUGCGGUGAGGCUAGACAGCCUGGCAAUCGCCUCAUCCUGCAUGACGGCGUUACUUGUGAUUUCGCUCAAGAAUGAAAUAUCGCCGGCUUUCGCCGGUCUGGCUAUGGCGUUUGCUACACAAAUGACUGGCGUCUUCCAGUACACAGUUAGACUGAUGUCCGAGACAGAGGUACGCUUUAUAAGCGUAGAGAGAAUCAGUUACUACCUCAAGACUUUGCAAAGGGAAGGUGCAAGUAGGAUGGUUGCUCUUAAACCAGCCGAUGAUUGGCCUUCCCAUGGCAAAAUCGAGUUUAAAGCUGUUCAAAUGAGAUACAGAGAAGAGUUGCCACUUAUACUUAUCGAUAUUUCGUUCAGCAUAAAGGCCGGAGAGAAAAUUGGCAUCGUCGGUCGCACAGGAUCUGGUAAAAGUUCCUUGGUUGUCGCUCUAUUCCGAUUAGUCGAAAUUUGUGGAGGUAUUAUUAAAAUCGACGGUAUAGAUAUUUCGAAGUUAGAGUUGGAUAUAUUGAGAAGUAGAUUGUCGAUCAUUCCUCAGGAUCCAAUUUUAUUCAGCGGUACUAUAAGAUCUAACUUGGAUCCUUUCCAACGACACACUGAUCACGAUAUUUGGAGUGCCCUUGAAAAGACUCAGAUGAAAGAAAAGGUGUCCCUUAUGCUAAGAAAUCUCGAUGCUUCCGUUGGAUUUGGCGGAAAUAAUUUGAGUGUUGGCGAGAGACAGCUUCUUUGUCUCUCACGAGCCUUAUUACAUAGUACAAAGGUGCUGAUUCUGGAUGAAGCCACGGCUUCCGUUGAUCCGGAAACUGAAGCGACGGUGCAGAACACGUUGCAAAAUGAGUUUGCGGAUUGCACUGUACUUACGAUCGCUCACCGAUUGCAAACGGUUCUCACAUGUAAUCGUAUUCUUGUCAUGCGAGAAGGCAAGAUAGUUGAAUUUGAUGCACCCACUACUCUUCUCUCUCAUCCAGAUUCUGAAUUUUCGAAAUUGAUGGCUGCCGCGGACGAAAACGACAUAAAAUAAUCUCCGUACAGAUCUGAAUCGCGACUGCAGUGCAUUUUUAGUCACAUUUAACAGUAACUGGUGAAAUUAAUUCUCUACUAAAAAUUACGUGAGUAAAUAAAAAGAACAAAAGAAUAAUAUUAAAAAAAAUGCAAUAGAGAUAAGUAAAGAAGUAAACUGAAUAAAUACUACUUUUCUAUUAAUGAAUUACUAAAUUAUUAAUUAAAGAUUAAAACUACAUUAUAUUAUAAGCUCGUAUAAAUAAAAGAGAAAAA
Monomorium pharaonis (pharaoh ant) is the source of this 5789-nucleotide messenger RNA. RefSeq names its product multidrug resistance-associated protein 5. Gene Ontology annotation, molecular function: ATP binding; ABC-type transporter activity; ATP hydrolysis activity. Gene Ontology annotation, cellular component: membrane. The transcript has 26 exons. NCBI's taxonomy places the organism in Eukaryota, Metazoa, Arthropoda, Insecta, Hymenoptera, Formicidae. The record is from RefSeq and is a predicted model, not a curated record. Gene Ontology annotation, biological process: transmembrane transport. Bases 1273 to 5535 code for a protein of 1420 amino acids.